Molecule: messenger RNA, 756 nt
Organism: Pectinophora gossypiella (pink bollworm)
Lineage: Eukaryota; Metazoa; Arthropoda; Insecta; Lepidoptera; Gelechiidae
Exons: 6
Coding region: 1-756 (251 amino acids)
Molecular function (GO): protein binding
Source: RefSeq, a predicted model, not a curated record
AUGGAGGACUUAUUGAAAAUACAAAUUUAUGACAACUGUAGAAUUGCCUUGCCGGAGGGUCUGAAGGAUUUGAUGAGUGAUAUAUCAAGAGAGGUUCUCAGAGCACAACCAAAAGACCUGCUAGGAUUCAUAGCAGACUAUCUAUCAACGCUGCUGGUAACUAGAGAAAACCUUAGCAUCGCCAGCAGGUUAUGCCGUGACGUCUGCAAGUACCUCUGCGCUACAGGGUUGGAAGACGAGCUCAAAUAUUUGGGGCUGAGUGUGGAGGAUGUCGCCAUCGUGACCAAACUUGUUAACAAACAUCUUGAUGCAGCUGAUGAGGGAAAGAUCUUUGAAGAAGGAAAUCUUUUACAAAAGCUGCUACUGAGAACAUCAAUUCCAGUGGAACAGAUGUCUAAGAUACAAGAGGCAGUUCGCAAGACUUUCCUGCGUCAUUACACACACCAGACAGGUAUUUUUAAUUCAACACCAGACGCAGAUUUAGACGAAGUUUCAAAAGCAGUCCGCCACACCAUGGACCUGUACCGCAAGACUCACCCUACCGAGGAUCAGUACCAUCGCAUGGCUAUCAGAAUACAGGCAGCCUAUCGAGCUUACGGUGUAAGACGCGAGCUAGCCAAACAAACAAACAACCAGUGGACAUACGCUGAUGACGUCCUCGACCGCGCAGACGCAGCAGAACUCCAUUACGACGAAAUCGACAAAGAUAUACAAAAGGCAACAGAGAUUGUAGAUAUUCCCGGGAACAGCACAUAA